UUUCGGAAAACACAAACACUACUCUUUUUGCGGGUGUAAGAAAACGUUCGCUAACUUAGCGUGGGUAUUUACGCCACGAUCCAACCUGCCAAACUUUCCAGAGCUGUUGUUAAUGGUAUGGUAAAACUGCUGGCUCGGCACCGACAACCACAAUGAAUCAUCCCAAGCCACUGCAUUUGGCAGAAACGAUAGAGGAAUUGGAAAAAUCGUAUAUGAAACUGCCCAACCUUAAGGGCAAAGAAUUGGAAAUGAUCUGUAAAUCUGCCCGCAAGUUGAUCGAACUGAGCGAUCGUUACUACCUUGACCGAGAUGAGGAACACGCGUACUGCGGAUACAUGAAGCUUAUGAACCUUACCCAAAGCCUUCGCCGUCAUAAGGAUUACGAGCGCAAGAAAGAUAUGGUCAAGAAGGUGGUUGGUACUCAGUCGGAUUUUAAUACAAUAUUCAAAAAGCUGGGAAAUCUGCAGAAAAGUUUGGUAGAACGCUACGAGGAACAGGCACGCCGGAAGGGGAUACCUUAUGCUGUACCCUCGGCUCGAGAACCCUCCAGCAUAAUCCCAUCCGUACCGGUAACACCGCAAACCGUGGAAUCAUCGACACCGACCGUGAAGCAGACGAUCGAUGCAUCAGAAUUGCACGCCAUGAUCAACGACUGCCGGGUUAGUCUGCUGAUCAUGGACUGUCGAUCAACGGAGGAAUUUGAGGCGUCCCAUUUGCGGUACAACUACUUGGUGCACGUGCCGGAGCAUCUGUUGGUGGGUGGUAUGACCUCGGGAAAGCUAAACAACGCUCUACCGGAGCAUUCGCGUACGCUAUGGUCCAGCCGGAUGGUGAAGGAAUUUGUGGUGCUGAUGGAUUGGAACAGCAGUGGUAUCCCGGCGAAUGAUACACCGAUUUAUGUUCUGAAUAAUAUAUUAUGCCAUUACGAUCAGGAUAUAGACAGCUCGAAGAUUACACGACUCAAUGGCGGAUAUGAAAGCUUUCGAGACCGUUACCCGCAGAGUUGUACGAAUCCUUCGUACCAACCGCCGCAACUCGUGCACACCAAUGGAGUUGAUCUUGAUGAUAUCGAGUAUCCGAGCAUUCACCUAAUUCCCAUGAAGGAGAAUUCAUUCUCAAAACCGGCCAUCAAACCAACGAUCGACCGGGACACGAAGGAAGCUGCUGUUAGCUUGUACCAGUCGAGGCACCAACAUUUGGAAGCAAUUCUCUUCGAGCACGAACAGUUGCUGGAUAAAUCUAGAGAGAAUGCCCUGAAAAUCAUUACGAAGCUGCAGGACCAGCCGGAGUCCGAGUCGGCGGAAGCUCAAGAAUCACUGCUGUAUGAAGUGAUGCAGCUAACGGACCGUCAGCGGGAUUAUGAAACUGAAAAUGAGAGAAUCCUGGAGGAGGAGCAAAAGUAUAAGGAAUUGGAGAAGGAGCAGCAGGAACGAGGAGAGCAAAUUUCCAACCAACAGGCAGAGCAACUCGAACGCGAGGCGCUCGAGCGAAGAUUGCUCGAAAAGGAGCGGCGGUUGCGCGAACAGGAACGGGAACAGCGGGAGCUGAUCGAACGAGGCGAACGGUUGGCCAAGGAACGUGAGGCAAAGCUAGCGCUAGCCCGCCAGCAGAAGCAGCUACUCAAGGAGAACGUGCCCGAGCCGGAGAAUGUAACCUACCCGGAAGAACGCCCUGCAAGUACCCAGUAUUCGGUGGGGCCACGGUUGCCUCAGUUCGAUCGCAACGCCAAACCGCUGGCCGAUCAUAAUCAUAAUCUGCGUACGCGAGACCUCGACGUGGUGCAGCGUGACUUUGCUCCGGUAUACGGGACCGUGGGACGCGGGCUGACGGGUCUGAAGAACCUGGGCAAUACGUGCUACAUGAACAGCAUACUGCAGUGCCUCAGCAAUACGUACUUUCUCAACGAGUUCUUCCACGAUCCAUCGUACAAGGCGCGCCUCAAUCGGAGCAACAAAACGCAGGGCAAAAUCGGUGAAGAGGUGGCCGCGGUUGUAAGGGCGCUCUGGACGGGCCAGUACAAGUGUAUUGCCAGUAAGAAUUUAAGGUAUGUCGUCGGCCAGUACGAGCGACAGUUUGGUGGAAUCGAGCAGCAGGACUCGCACGAAUUUCUGACCAUACUCAUGGACUGGCUGCACUCCGACCUGCAGACAAUACAGAUGCAUAUGUCGACCAGCUUCGAUAAGUUGCCAGCGUCGGAGAAGGCAUGGAUCGAGCACUUCAAGGGCAAGAGUAGCUACAUCUCCGAGCUGUUCUACGGGCAGAUCAAGAGCACGGUCAAAUGCAAACGAUGCGAACAGGAGAGCGCCACGUACGAAUCGUUUUCGAAUCUCAGCCUCGAACUGCCACAGGAUUCGAACAUUUGUUAUCUGAAGAACUGUCUCGAUAUGUACUUCCACGGGGAGGAGGUGCGCGGCUGGCACUGCCCGAAGUGCAAGAGCAAUCAGGACGCGAUCAAAAAGCUGGACAUCUCGCGCCUCCCGUCCAUCCUGGUGGUCCACUUCAAGCGUUUCUACGCCGAUCCCGACGCCAUGGCGACGGUGUACCGGAAGAAGCAGACGCUCGUCAAGUUUCCGCUGAACGAGCUCAACAUGACGGACUACCUGGCCCGCACGGAGGUGAUGCGAAACCAGCGGCUGAAGACGCACCGGUACCAUCUGUACGGCGUAUCGAACCACUACGGUUCGAUGGAGAGCGGCCACUAUACGGCAUUCUGUUUAAACAAUGUGCACCAAAAAUGGUUCAAGUUCGACGACUACAAUGUGUCAAGCAUUGAUGCCUCGGAUGUGCAGGCCAGCGCAGCGUACAUUCUGUUCUACUCCUUGUUUCCCGACCGACCACAAUCCGACGUGCGAUAGGAGCACUCAUUGCUUCUAAUUAAGAAAAAAACACAUCU
Anopheles coustani is the source of this 2893-nucleotide messenger RNA. RefSeq names its product ubiquitin carboxyl-terminal hydrolase 8 (gene Usp8). Gene Ontology annotation, biological process: protein deubiquitination. The transcript is spliced from 11 exons. The record is from RefSeq and is a predicted model, not a curated record. NCBI's taxonomy places the organism in Eukaryota, Metazoa, Arthropoda, Insecta, Diptera, Culicidae. Gene Ontology annotation, molecular function: cysteine-type deubiquitinase activity. Bases 153 to 2855 code for a protein of 900 amino acids.